CUCCGUUAGCUUCUCGUUUUUUCCCGCUGGAGCUUUUCAUUCCCACUCUGAAGACUGAGCAGUAAACAGGUCCACGCCCGCCGGACCGAGUCGAACCUGUGGUUCCGAAAGCUCACCGACCACAUUCGCUCGUUUAAACUAAAUUAUUGUUUUUUUCCCCAUCGUUUGGUCUUCGGUUACGUUCGGCUCUCGCGCGCUGUUUCUGGACGAGUCGCGCCGGAGUUCCCCUCCCGAUCUGGGGCGACAGUGAGGAAUGUUCCGGGCUGCGGGCCGCCGGACCGGACACGAUGGAUUUUAGGGACCUGGACCGACACCUGGAGGAGAAACUGAGCCUGUCUGACAACACUCUGCCCCUGCAGUUGGACUCUCAGGCCUUCCGGAACGGAGACAAGUCUUCAGGGAAAGACCUCCUGACGUCAGACGACUCCGCAGUCUCGGACCUCUCUCCCAAAACAGACUCCGCCCCCACAAAGACAGAUGCCUCCUCCAGAACUGAAGCCAGGCCCUCCACCCCUGGCUCCAGCAGCAGUCCCCAGCCCAAGAAGGAGUCGAUGAGCUCAGAGCAGCGACAGAAACUCGCCAAGGAGCGGCGGGAAGAGCGAGCCCGAUACAUCGAACAGCAAACUGAGCUGCAAGCGGCUAAAAAGGCCCAGUGGCUGGAGAAGGAGGAGAAGGCCCGCCGACUGAGGGAGAACCAGCUGGAGGAGCGCAGGAGGAAGCUGGAGGAGCAGAGGCUAAAGACAGAGAAACGCCGAAUUCUGCUGGAGGAGAAGCAAAGACAGAAACUCGAGAAGAACAAGGAACGCUACGAGGCCGCCAUCAAGAGAUCCACCAAGAAGACAUGGGCGGAGAUCCGCCAGCAGAGGUGGUCCUGGGCCGGCGGACUCAACCAGACGUCACGCAGAGAAAGCAGAUGCUCGGCCUCCACGGUCAACUUGCCAAGACAGGUGGACCCUGUCAUUAACAACAGGCUGUCCAAGUCCUCUGCCACGCUCUGGAACUCCCCCAACAGAACCCGCAGCCUUCGCCUGAGCCCGUGGGAGAGCCGGAUCGUGGAGCGGCUCAUGACGCCAACGCUGUCCUUCCUCGCUCGCAGCCGCAGCGCCGCUACCCUGCUCAACAGCAGCGACUCUCACUCUCACCAAUGCUCCCGUUCAGCCUCGGCCAGCCCGCUCAGCGCCUUCUCGCAUCAGCACCGCAACACCGCCGAGCGCUGGCGAGCAUCUUCCGCCAGCACGCCGGACAUCACACAGCGGCAGCGGCGGCGCAACUCCACACCGGUGGAUAAAAAGAAGAAGGAGAAGAAGGACAAAGAGCGGGAGAACGAGAAGGAGAAGAACGCUCUUACGAAAGAAAGAGUCCAGAAAAAAAGACAGACGGCGUCACCGACCGGCACCAACCACAGAUCCAGACAAGAGAGCAGCACCCCCAGGCCCAAGAACAGACCUCCAUCUCCCGCCCCCAAAAGCCGGCCCCUCUCUCCUCUGGUCCCAGCCGCCAAGAAGACUCCUCCUGCAUCUGGCACCAAGACUAGGCCAAAACGGGCUCAGACGCCCGCCAGGGUGCAGCCUCCGGUGGUUGCUGCGGUUGCCGUGGAGACCGGACCGGCAACCCCAAAGGCAGACCAAACAGAAGAGAAGAAGACCAGCCGCAAUGUUCCCGCCAUCGUGGUGUCGUCCGUCGCCGCCACUCCCCCCUCAGUCAGCCCCCAGGUGCAACCGGGACCUCCUCCAUCAAGCUCACAGCCAGCACCUGCCUCCACGCCUGCCCCAGUCGCUCCCACCACCAAACCGUCUGCAGGCACCAACGACCCGGAGGAGGCGGCCCGAGCCCUGGCAGAGAAGAGACGACAGGCCCGGGAGCAGCGGGAGAGGGAGGAGCAGGAGCGCCUGGAGCAGGAGCGCCUCAGCAGGCUCCUGCGAGAGGAGGCCAUGGCCCGGGAGGCAGAGGAGAGGAAGCGCAGAGAGGAGGAGGCCCACUUCAUGGCGGAGCAGCAGCGCCUGAGAGACGAAGCCCAGCGAGCUCGGGAGGAGGAGGAGGCGCAGGCGAGGGCGAAGGCCGAGGAAGAGGAGAACGAGAGGCUGCAGAAGCAGAGGGAGGAGGCCGAAGCCAAAACCCGGGAGGAGUCGGAGCGCCAGCGCCUGGAGCGGGAGAAGCACUUCCAGAAGGAGGAGCAGGAGCGGCUGGAGAGAAAGAGGCGUCUGGAGGAGAUCAUGAAGAGGACUCGCAAGAGCGAAGCAGGAGAGAAGAGAGACAGCAGAGGGCCUCCCCAGGUCAACGGCUCCGAACCCCAACAAGCCCCUGGGAGCCUUCAGGUCCCCCCUUCUGCGUCGCAGAGCAGCAGCGUGGUCGUUAACGGCAUCCAGCCUGCCACUCAUCACAACGGCGUCUCUGCAGACGGAGACCUGGGUAUCAUGCAGCAGCAGGGCGGACGUGUCGGAGACCCACGGCUGACCUUCGAGGGGGCGGAGCCCUUCCUGAUGAAGACGGCGCCGAUGAAGCCCCAACAUGUUGCCGAGGUCCUGUGAGUCGUCACGGCAACAAGCAUCUUCACUGGAGCUGAGAGAUAACACGCACACACACACAUGUACACAUGCGUACACCCAUAGCAGCUCCUGCAAACCGAGUGCCAAACGAGCGGAGUGACCCAGAGGAAGAGGAGGAGCUGACCUUUGAACCCUCAAACUAAAACACUCAGAUAUACGUUUUAUUUUCUAGUUUUACUCAAACGUCACGUGCAGAUCUGAUGAUGCACCUUAAAGAUGGCUGACUGUAUCAAAGUCCUGAUCUGCGCUCUGCAACCCGGAUCAGCGGUCGCUAUUAUUACCGUCGGUGAUAUUGUCCUCGUAAUCUUACGUUGAGCUGUGUGUGUGUUUUUGCUGUUUUCUGUCUUGUUGAAUUUAUUUAACGCAGUGAUGGCAGCGCGGGUAUAAAUGUAAAGAACCCCGCUACCCCCCAGCUGCAGGACGCCUGUGAAAUAAAGCUUUAUGACCGAGA
Molecule: messenger RNA, 2997 nt
Organism: Oryzias melastigma (Indian medaka)
Lineage: Eukaryota; Metazoa; Chordata; Actinopteri; Beloniformes; Adrianichthyidae
Product: MAP7 domain-containing protein 1
Exons: 18
Coding region: 288-2528 (746 amino acids)
Biological process (GO): microtubule cytoskeleton organization
Cellular component (GO): microtubule cytoskeleton
Source: RefSeq, a predicted model, not a curated record